CAGAGACGUUUGCAUAUAGUCAUAACCACAGCUAUGGCCCCAAGGAAACGGAUCUCGAGGAUUGCAUCACGCAGUGUGGCGACUGUGGAGCAGUUCACUAAGCGCAUCAACUGCCGCUCGGUUGGCACCCAAACCGAUAUCCUGGCUAAGGGUCCGGCGAAGCGCAAAAAGGUCGAGAACAAGGUCAAGCUGCUGGAUUCGCAGCCACUGUCGUCCCAGUACUUGGCCAUCCAUCUGAUGCCGGCAAUCAAUCCACUGGCAACUGAAACAAUAAAUCGGCGUCCGGAUACAUUCUCAUAUUUUCUCCCCGGUCCAAAUGAGAAGUCUUGCCAGGCUGUGGCCGACCGAAUCGCUGACGCAAGCGAUCGGGUCAUCACCGCUAGCUCCGGAGAACGGCAAAUAAACCACCUGAAGUCUGUGGUGAGCAACCGCCGCGAAGAGGCCAACCAGUGGGAUCGUAACCGUCUUGAAAUUCUGCUGGCCCAGAUCAAUGGUGACCCGCCGCCGCGCUGGAACUCGGCCACCCAAUUGUGGCUAGAGGUUGACAUGCUGGAGAAGCGCAUAGAGGCCUACGACCAAGAAGAACUGCAGAAUGCCAAGAAUCGCAAUUUGGACAGGAAGCUAGACGGUGGGCAGGAUAAGGGGCCGUCAGAUGAAAAGGACCAGCAGACUUUGAAGACUUUGAAGGCAACGUAGCCUUUUCAUAUUUAAUAUUCAAUGGCUAAUAAUGGUGGUCUAUAAAGUCGAACUCGACUUGGAUUUAUACACAUUGCAUUCAUUUGUACACACAAAAAAUGGAUUCGUUUAAAUACUUAGACGAUUCAUUUUUUAAUUAUGACAACUGAAUAUGAAUAUGAUAUGAUCAAUAUGAUGAAAUAUUGAUUUGCAAUCAUUGCCGUGGAAAAUGGUAAUCUUAAAGCAAAUAAAUCAGCAAAAAUAUGUGGAUUUAUGAAUUACCGU
Molecule: messenger RNA, 960 nt
Organism: Drosophila melanogaster (fruit fly)
Lineage: Eukaryota; Metazoa; Arthropoda; Insecta; Diptera; Drosophilidae
Exons: 1
Coding region: 34-696 (220 amino acids)
Source: RefSeq, marked reviewed